GCUGUGUAUAUGAACAGUGGACUCAUAAAUAUCAAGAUGGCRGACGAGUUCAAGCCUCGGCACUCAAGCACUGUKUUUGCAUGUGAUCAGUCAAAUGAUACAAGAUACAUCAGAUGUGACUUCCCGCAGUGCUCUGAACAUGGUCAAGCAAAGCCUUCGUGGAUAUUGAAUACUCUGAAAAAUGUUCKGAUAUUAGAGAACCAUGUGGGGAAAGAAAUCCACAACUUUAUGAAAAGYCAGCCUCUACAAUGUGUUUUCUCUGAGUCUGCCCACAAAACAAAGAGURAGGAAAUCAUUUGCUCCCAGAAAUUACCCACUGGAACUAAAAAGGUAUUAGCUAUAUUCAGUCUUAAGGAUUCGCAAUCCCAGCUUGGUGAYUGGCUUUCUCAUUUCCUAGAUGCUGCUUUCUCAUCUGAAUAUGGCAAUAAGAAGAAAGAUUUCGUUGUUGUCACCCAAGAUUUUGUAAGUCGACAUGAGCUGAUGAAGUCAAUAGCCAACAUUGAAUUUUUAAAGUUUUACUCACCUAAAGUUGAAGUGACGUGCAUAUUAAGCUGUCAUUCAAGUAGCCAAGGGCAAGUAUUCUCCUGYACACCAACAGACAUCAGUAAACUACAUGGCUUUGAAGAAUUCUGCUCUCUUCAUGACUUUACAUUAGCAUGCCAGGAUGCACUAGAAGACUUGUUAUCAGGGGUGCAUAUAUCAUCAUGUUUUACUCUCAAACUAGAUUGUUCACAUCAGGAUUGGCCUGUUGAUUCUUCCUGGUUCAAGAGUAAACUGAAAUGCCUCAUUACUGGAAGUAUAAGAGAAGUUUAUGAAACUGGUUCCCAAGUGUGUGACCUGUACUUAGUACUCAGUACAAUGUUAAGUUUAGCAGUACAAACAUCAAUGGGUUCAUGUGGAGAGAGKUUGCAAAAUGCCAUUUACACCGCUCAAACAKAUUCCUUCCCUGACCUGGCAAUGGAAAUGGGUCUUGAGGUUUUAGAUGGGAAUAUAGUGGAGUCAAGGCUUCUGCAGCAAGGAGUUGAAGACCAGGUUUCUCCUCCAAUGCUAGUUGAUUCAGAAGUGUUUGUUGCCUUGUUGGUGGAACAAAAAGCUGAAAAUGGCGACCAACGUUCGCCAUCAUUAGUUUUAUCACAAGCUAUUGCAGCAAAUCUUGACAUGAGACAAGCAUCAGAUAUACGCUGUUCUUACAUGGUACUCCCAGUAAACAUAGAUAAAAUAUCAUCCAUCAAAACAAAGGCUUCAUUGAGAGAAAAACUAAGYGAACUUCCAGUCAACAACAGUAAAGUUUUGUUUGUUGUAUUAAGCCCUUCUCUUGCUAACCCAAGCACAGGGCUGACUGAUUCUGUCAGGGCAUGGAGCUCUAGCAGGGGUGGAAACAAAAUAUAUGGCAUCCACUUCCAGGAGAUUUCAGCAUUGCAAGCUUACUACAUUAAAAAUAGACUGAAAGAAGAAGUAGCUUUAAGUAAACAUAACAAGAAUUCUGUUGAAGGAAUGUUCUUGGAGCAUAUAGCUAUUACAGGUCUGGUGGACAGUGUGAAAAACCCACACAUGGCUUAUCCUUUGCUUCUGUACUUGAUUCAUCUAGCMAUUGGUGAGAAUGGGCACAGACAGCCCAGAAAACGUCUUUCGACUGGAAUUUACUCCAAGAAACCAUUAGUGGCAGGAACCUCACAUUGGACCUUAGAGGAAGUCUAUAUGGAGUCAUGUCACGUGAUGUCUGGUUUGGCCAGGAAGUGUUCUUUACAAGUGCUUUCAUUACCAGAUACUACCGUUACUGUGGACACAAAGUCGCAGGACCAGGAUUGUGUUCCAGUGUGUAGUACCGUUGAUGAUAGGGUGGUAGUAUUACAAGCACGACCGUCAUCUAGUGUUGGUUURGACACCCCACAGGGUAUGGCUAACACUUCAAGUGAUGACAGUAGAACCGCUGUACAGUGCACUACAACAGAUGAGCAUGCGUCAUCUUUUUGUAGAUCAAGUCAAAGUAUUUCAGGCCGAAAACGUUCGUUUGAUAGUAGCGAUAGGGAAAUUCAUUUUCUGAAUAAUUCAAAGUCGCUUAAUGAACAGAAUGAAGAAACAAUUAAACCUUGCAAAACAACAGCAGUUAGGAAACCUGACAUCAAUAGUUUUUYUGUAAACAUGAACACAGCAAACAAGUCCUCGGGGGCAAUCAAGGUGCCACCUUUCAAAGUUUCAACCUCGGCGAACUCUAGUAGUUCAAAUAGUUSCUAUUCAARUUUUGCGUUAACUGAAGACUCUAUUGAACAUGAAAACAAAGCAGAUACUAUACGAACAGAUUCACAUAGUGAUGUUAUUGUAGUCGAUGAUGAUUCAGAUGACUGUAUCAGCUCCAACGACAGCAAUUCCAAAGGGAUWCAAGCAGAUUUCGCUCCUUUAAACCCRAGUCAAGUCUUCUAURAUAACUUGCGAAGGACUGGGACAGCGGUGAAACGUUUAAACGAGGAAGAACUUGAUACAUUUAUUUCGUUUGAAAGCGAGAAAAGAAWUAAGAAAGUGAAAAAACGAAAAAWAGAGCRCAUCCUYGAAAAUAACAAAACUGUAGAACACUUCCCUGAAGCGGACAWMRAGACAACGACACCUGAAAGCCCAACUCCAGUCAGUUCUUCGUCACGGGAGGAAUCGAGUGAAGAAAUCCCUUUACUCGCUAAUGUAGAUGAAGUAUUAGUCACUCACUAUGUGUUAGAUUUGUCUGUGGACUUUAAUCAACAGGUCAUGACGGGCAGUAUCGUUCUAUUUAUCGAGCCGGCAAACGAAGAAGCGACCAAAAAGUCGUUUCAUCUCUGCUUGGAUAGCACUUUGGUUAACAUAGAGUCGGUCAGUGAAGUGUUUUUACCAGAUGACUUCAAAGUGCCUUUCUUUGGACGAAUUUCCGAGUCUCAUGGACCGCGUUGUAGUGUGCAAGAAACAAAGAAUAGCAGUGGUUCUGUUACAACUGUCAUUGAGAUCCUUGAUGAUGAUGAUGAUGAUGAUGAUGAUGAUGAAAUCCAAUCUCCUGACCAAAGUGAUGCUAGUAGUAGUUUAAAGUCUCCUAACGGUGGAAAUAUCCAAAGUGAAAACCAAACUGGUCUGUCGCUUUUUCAGAGACUUCAGAAUAAUUAUGGUAUUGGUGUAGACUCAUCUCAAGCCCCUGUAAAUCAGCCCGACCGAAAUUCACCCAAUGAAACCGGUACUAUCCCAACCAAUGCAGACGGAAAGACAGAAUCAGCCUCUCUUGACAGUUGCAGUGGACCAACAUCUUUACCCGARUUUUUGGAUCUACUUAAUGGAAAAUCAAGUAGUCAACAGCCGCUGUCAUACAAGGGCUUAAAGUACUCGGUUUAUGGAUGGUGUGUUAAGGUCAAUAAGGAAGGAGCAACAGGAAAGGCGUGGCCUAGGUGUAUAUGUAUUAAGUACCAGACCUCUCCCGACGGACAGUCACUUACGUGGACUAAAGAUCAAGACGGACGGCCRUGUGUUUUCUCACCUGGGGCUUACAUAAACAAUCGUUCCUUGAUGCCUUGUCAAGAACCACCCGUUGCUAUGUCAACAUGGCAGGCAGCUAUUCACGUGCCGAAAGGGUGCAUGGUCUACAUGAGUGGCUGUYCUAUAUCGCCUUCUUCGAAGGAUGCGUCCACUGAGACAGUAACCCAUUACUAUGAGAUGGAUACAGCAUUGCCMUGUUCUACUUUAGCAUUGGCWGUAGGUUGGUUAGUCUAYCGUGAGGGUUCAUCAGCACUGGUAMYGACUACAAAGGGAUCCCAACGACACGUCCCUUGUCGUGUUAUAGCWGUUCCUAGUUUGAUUGAGCAGGCUAGUGCCCARUUGCUGGAACACUCGUCUAGGUACUUGGUGGAGGCCUGUAAGCUACUCGGYCCAUACCCCUUUGAUAGACUUGAUCUCCUCAUUCUCCCGAGAUGUUUCGCAUGYAUGGGUCUGAAAAGCCCAAACCUAGCCUUUCUAUCACAGUCCAUUCUCUCGAGUGAUGGCAGUCUUCGACUGCGUGUAGCACACGAGGUGACCCACGCAUGGUUUGGCCUAUUGAUUGGAGCCAAGGACUGGACAGAGGAAUGGUUGUCAGAGGGCUUUGCAACGUAUUUAGAGGAUACGGUCCAGUCCCGCGCAGAAAAUUGGCCCGAGGAAAAGGACCAGCACUAUCGCGAGAUACGCCAAGUGCUGAGAUAUCGAACUCUAUCAGCAGAGAUGCAAGUCACUGACAGAGAUAUGCAGUGUUUAAGACCAAAAAAGACCCAACAGAAUCUAAUUGAAAGAGCAGAGGAAACAACUGCACCUCCAGAAGAAGRCCAACCAGCGCCGUCUACAAUCAUCAAAUAUAAAUGCUCCAAGAAAUGGACCCAAGUUCACUACCUCAAAGGUUAUUUUCUCUUGAUCCACAUGGAAAACAUGGUUGGUAGGGAACACUUUGAAAGGUUUCUUCAUGACUAUGUCCAGUUUUAUCAAGGAAGUCUUGUUACUUCCGAGGAUUUCUUUGGAUAUUUCAUGCAAAGUUUUCCAAUGCUAGAGGGCGCCGUUCAAGAUGGCUUUAUGCAUGAGUGGCUAGAAAGCUCAGGAAUGCCCAAGUGCCUGAGAAGAAAGAAAUUUGCAAGUAACGAAAACGUUCUCGUCAACCAAGCUCUUUCAGAGUUUGAAUUUUGGAGACGACAAGACGCAACGAACAAGAGAACGAAAUCGACACACGCAAAGAAUAAAAAAGAAUUAGAGAAUCUAACGUUGGAGACUUCAGAGCAAAUCGUCCUGAUGUUAGAGAAACUAUUACAGCGAGACAAGAUACUGCAUUCAACAUUGCGUCAGUUGAACAAAGCGUAUCAGUUUGCUUCGCGUAAUGCCGAGAUUCGGCAUCGMUGGUGUGAGCUUAUCGUCAAGCACAAGUACACGAAGGAAUURCAAGACGUGAAGCAGUUUCUCAUCGAAGACCAGGGUAUGGGGAUCUACUUAUUUGGCGAACUGAUCAUUUCUGGUCAAGCCAAGCAAAGGGCUUUGGCCGAGGAGAUUUUCCAAGAGAUUGGACCCGAAAUGGACAGAUGUACAUUUAAAACCGUGACUGACAUGCUGCAAGGAGUGGAUUAGAACGAGGCUAGUUUCCAAAUAAGGUAGAAAGUCACAGGAAUCCCAAGCUAUGUAUAUGUUUGUAUGAAUAGCAUGUAAUGAAUCAGUGCUCUCGGUGUCUCGAUGGAGGAAUCAAACUUUAGCUAAGCGUACAUUUACACGUCCUAGUUUGGCCACAUUUGUCUAUCUUUUUGAUUUGAUACUUCCUUGGAGAUCUACUAUGCAAUACUUAUUACUCUUAACUGUCUGUUGUUUGAGUAAUUUCGAGAUUUUUUCUUCACUACCGUUUGAAUGAAAGUUUUAAAGAGGGUUMCCGUUGGAAAUUAGAAAAAGGUGUGGCCGUUUGAAUACGCUUUGUUUUGUUUAUAUGUUAUUUUUGCCGUUUAGUGUUUCUUGUUUUGGUUUGGUUUGGUUUCUGUUGGUAGAUGUGUAAUAUACUUUGUACUGAUGUAGUUUAAUACUAGUUGAUCUUUUUAAUAAUUAUCUGUAAAUUUUAAAAACCUAAAAACAGAUUAUUGAUUCAAAUUAACUCCAUUACCAUACUUUAAAAUAUCGAAUAUACAUACAUUAUAUAUUAAUAUACUACGUCAUUUUUAUGUAUUUUAUUGAAUAAAAAUGAAWGCACUAAAGUUGAUGUAAUCUGUAAACUAAUCUGUACAUGAGUUAAACAUAAAUGUAAUACAUAUGUAUUUGUACAUAUUGUGAAUUGUUCACAUCGUUCUUAUAAAAUCAUCCCAUUUAAAACCCGGACUCUCAAGGGUUGCUUAUAUAUGAAGAAAAGUCAGUGUAUGAGUUGUUUUAGAGAUGAGCGAGUGCCUUAAAACAUAUAAACCCCGGUUUUGAAUGACUGUCGGAAAACCCUGGUUUCAUAGGCGUCGACAUAACAUAACAGUUACACUAGAAUAGACCUAAAUGUCAAUGUUCUCAUGCAACAUUCCACCCAAUUUCGACCAAGAGUAAGCAAGGUUUAAUUGUCCGUUGUGUUGGUCAGUAGUAUUCUCGUAGAGUGGACAUCCUAGAGGUCAKGAUUUCUAGAGUUUGAAAUACUUAUCUUUUGUUUAUGGGGCUUAAUACUGCUUUUUUUCAGCGCUCGCACAUCUCUCUAUAAGUAUCUAAGUCAUAACUGUUUUCGUUUUCUAAGGACGACUACUGAUCCCAGUUCGCGCAGUUUUUUCGUUUAGGUGGUCAUCCACGAUCGAUUGUCCCGAGAAACUUAUCUAUUAGGAAAAAAAAACCUUAGUGUCCACCCCUAAGAUAAAUUUGUUUUGUAAAUCCAAGCAUGCCAUUGAGAUCUUUCUGUGAAAGGUUAUGAGGAAUUUCAUAUUUCUU
Molecule: messenger RNA, 6396 nt
Organism: Exaiptasia diaphana
Lineage: Eukaryota; Metazoa; Cnidaria; Anthozoa; Actiniaria; Aiptasiidae
Exons: 24
Coding region: 10-5088 (1692 amino acids)
Biological process (GO): proteolysis
Cellular component (GO): nucleolus
Molecular function (GO): metalloaminopeptidase activity; zinc ion binding
Source: RefSeq, a predicted model, not a curated record